UUCACCAACAUGCUAGCUGUGUUGUGUAGUAAAGUUAUCAGUUUAGAAGAAUGGGGAAAGAUAGCUUUAGAUGUGUUGAAUGUAACGAAAAAGCACCAGAGUUACACCGGGAUUACAGCAACGGGAUCCUGAAGAUAACAAUAUGUGAGUCGUGCCAGAAGCCAGUGGACAAAUACAUUGAAUAUGACCCAGUUAUCAUCCUGAUUGAUGCCAUUUUGUGCAAGACGCAGGCUUUUAGACACAUUUUGUUCAACACAAGUCUGAAUAUCCACUGGAAGUUGUGUGUGUUCUGCCUGCUGUGUGAGGCGUACCUCAGGUGGUCUCAACUCCACGGCACCGAGCAGAGCAGCGACCCCGCUGACAUCAUCAGGUACACCAAGGAAUGGGAGUUCUACGGCAUGUUUGGAUUGGCCGCCCUCGAGCUGGCAGCGUUCUGCGGCGGCGUGCUGUGCUUCCUCUGGGUGGUGGUGGGUGGUCUGCAGGGGAAGACCCUCGACUUCAGCCUGCUGCUCCAGGCUCUGCUGCUGUCCUGCUACGGGAAGGUCCUCCUCAUCCCCGCCGUCAUCUGGGAGCACGACUACUCCCCGCUCUGCCUGGGCCUCAUCAAGAUGUUCGUGCUCACCUCUAACUCGCAGGCUAUCAGAGUGAUCCUGAACAGCAGCAGACGGUUGUCUCUGUUGGCGGUGUGUGUGGGUCUGCUGACAGAGACCUGCGCGUCUCAGGCCUGUGAGAGUCUUCUGUGGAGCGGCCAGGACAUGUUGACUUUUGAUUGAAUGUCGUCAGACUGAGAGAAAUGUCAGAUAUCUCAGGGAUGGACGAGUGAUGCCAAACUGUGCCCUCUACACAUGAGGUGGGAGAAGAAAUGUUUUUGCUGCUCUUAUCCAGUUCUCAGUCUGAGUCAGAGAGCAGCAGAAGCGACAUUCAUAUGACAUUUAUUCUGCGCUCUAUAUAGAGAUAUCAUAUGUCUUCAUUUUGGAGAAUUAUUUAGGAGGUGGCAAUGGUCAUCUGGUUGUUUUUUUUAUCAUGGUUUUAAAGUGGACAAAGAUUCCUGUCAUAUUUUUGACAAUAAGUACUUCCCUGUUUUGACAGCACAGAGACUACACUCCUUACAUCCUUUGGUUCAUUGGUGAAAUGCUGAUACACAUACAGAAACAACAGAAUAAAUGGGGGAACAUUCAUUUGAAAAAUAAAGCAGCCAGGAUUGACUUAUUGCAAUGAUGAAAGCUUAUAUAUACUGUAUUUUUUAGGGAGUGAAAAAUGCCUUACAGAGCCCAAAGUGAUGGCUUCACUUUGCUUGUUUUGCCUGACCCCAAAAUAUGUAAUUUACAUUUACAUUUGAGAGGUUGGAAGCUGAAAGAUGAGGCUUGUUUGACAUUUCCCAUGAACAAAGUAAUUGUUGUACAUGUACUAAAACUAAGCAGUGGUAUGCACACUAAUGAAUAAUAAUAUUUUUAUGAAAAAGGGCAAAGUUUCACCUGAUUAUCAACACAAGUGACAACAAAAACACUCCUUACUCGUCUUGAAUCCAAAUGUUGGAAUAAGGUGCUAACGUACAUUAUAUGAUAUGCCAAUAACCGGGACCAGCCUUCUUAGAUUAGACACAGAAAAAAUGUGCAGACUGCAUCCCAAAUGAAGUGCAGAUGAGUUUAGAGUAAUACAUAUUGAAUACAGUUGUGAUAAAUAUGUGCACGGAGCAGUGUAAGGUCCCCGGGUGUGAGGCGCUGUAGGUUGAUGUGGAUAAACUUAAUGAAAUCUUCACUUACUUUCCCUGGAAUGUGUGUGUAAACAGAGUAAGUCACUAAAACAAACGUCCCGAGCAGACUGUGGAAUGAGGGGAAUUCAUCAACUGCACUUUUGUAUAGUAAUAAAGACAGAACCGGCCCCCAGGA
This is a messenger RNA of Eleginops maclovinus (Patagonian blennie), 1889 nucleotides long. It is a transcript of the gene arv1, whose product is annotated as ARV1 homolog, fatty acid homeostasis modulator. Bases 51 to 773 code for a protein of 240 amino acids. Gene Ontology annotation, cellular component: cortical endoplasmic reticulum; Golgi apparatus. The record is from RefSeq and is a predicted model, not a curated record. The transcript has 5 exons. Gene Ontology annotation, biological process: sterol metabolic process; sphingolipid metabolic process; intracellular sterol transport. Lineage: Eukaryota; Metazoa; Chordata; Actinopteri; Perciformes; Eleginopidae.